UUUCAGCAUGUCUGGGCAGAGGAACGCGCCCAAAACCUUAUGAUUAGUUCCACAAUGCCAUAAAGAUGCAGAGUAGACAGACCAAUAGACAGAAGAAAAUCUAACACUGCCAACUAUGCGGAAAACAACUAUUAUAUUCCGAAAUAUUCUGUUGCGCAUUUAUUACGCCUUGAGAGUAUCCAUAUAAGGAAAAGCCUUAUCGGCAAAUACGGUCCAACUUCCAGAAAGUCCUGAAGAAAAUCAGCUUCUAUUUAAUAUCGAGAGCGCGCAAAUGGUGAUUGUGCGCGUUCCACUCAGUCAAUUGCAUGUGUAAUCAUUUCGGCCGACACUGAAGAUGGCGAUGAGAGUAGCGUUCCGGUGCCUUUCUGCAAACUUUUCCACAGUACUGGUUCAGCUUUCUCGACCUGUACAGAUAUCCGCAAAUCGGCUCUUAUGGAAGGCAAACACCGCACGGACACUGAGCACUGCCUCGCGACUGUCCACAGCCCUCAAAUUCACAGACAAGCAUGAGUGGGUACGAGUAGAGGGCGGAGUUGGUACAGUUGGCAUCAGCAAUUUUGCUCAGGAAGCAUUAGGUGAUGUGGUGUAUUGUGGACUCCCUGAGGUGGGGCAAAAACUUGAACAAAUGGAGGAGUUUGGUGCUUUGGAAAGUGUGAAGGCUGCUAGUGAGUUGUACUCUCCUCUGACUGGAGAGGUAACUGAAAUCAACACCGAGCUGGCAGACAACCCUGGACUAGUGAAUAAAUCCUGCUACGAAGGGGGCUGGCUAAUUAAGAUGACUAUUGACAACCCUGCAGAACUUGAUGGCCUCAUGGACGAUGGCUCCUACGAGAAAUUGAUCAAAUCCCUUGAUGAGUAGACUGCUUGACUCUCCAUGUUUUUUAAAUGUUCUUUUUAAUGAUGACUACAGGUCUUUCACACUAAUCCUAUCUGGACUGGCUGUAAAAUCUCAGCUCAAAUGGUAUUAUGUAAAGUAGCCCUAUUUAUUUUGCCUGUAAUUGUUUCAUCACCAACAUAACCAAAAUGUUAAUUAACAAUGCUCAUCUAGGUGCUUAUUGCUGAUGAAACCACAAGACAACCUGAAGGGUUUGUUCCCAUGUCCUGUUGGCACAACGAUAAAUCCUGUUGGCACAAUAAUCAAGGAUUUAUUAUUUCAGGUUAGUUUGCUUAGUUUGGACUAAAAGAAAAUACAGACAAGUGGCAACAGGUUGGAAAUGAGAAGUCAGCGUACAAUACAGCAUACAAUCCAUUUUUUUUUUUUUUCAUUGACUUUUAUAUUCCAUCUGGUGGGAAGGAUGGAAUACAGUACUAUUCACUUCCAUAAACCACCUUAAGUCAUUAGCUAAUAGUCAAAACUUAAUUUGGUGUCUGGCAAUGCAAGACUAGUCAAAACUUUGGCUGGCAGCCUGGCACUUCCAAAGACUCCCACACUUGUAGAUUCACAUUAUUCAGCAAGAUAACCUUUAGAACAAAAGACUACAGCACAAAUGAAGCAAGAAUCAAUUGUAUUUGGGAUAUUUUCGUAUUUUGAGGUAACAUCUGGAAUAUGUGGGAUAUAUUGCAUUUUUUGUUACACUGUUUAUACACCGCCUGCAUUUAUAUACUGGAUGGUGGCAUAGCUCACUAAUGUCUACUGCUAUACAUAUUCUUAGUAUAUAUUUUUGGUGUAGCCCUAUAUAUGCAUAGAUUUCAUUUGGAUUAGUGAUUUGUCCUGACAUUCAUGAUCUUGUUUUUGAUUAUUUGUGUACUUGUUUGACACGUUUGCUGCAUUGUUAGGAGCUAGGAAGCCAAGCAUUUUGCUGCACCUGCUAUAACCUCUGCUAAACUGUAUGUGACCAAUAAAAUUUGAUUUGAUAUA
Messenger RNA from Oncorhynchus mykiss (rainbow trout), 1858 nucleotides. It is a transcript of the gene gcshb, whose product is annotated as glycine cleavage system protein H (aminomethyl carrier), b. The record is from RefSeq and is a predicted model, not a curated record. NCBI's taxonomy places the organism in Eukaryota, Metazoa, Chordata, Actinopteri, Salmoniformes, Salmonidae. Gene Ontology annotation, cellular component: glycine cleavage complex; cytoplasm; mitochondrion. Gene Ontology annotation, biological process: glycine decarboxylation via glycine cleavage system; protein lipoylation.